Daphnia carinata is the source of this 7172-nucleotide messenger RNA. RefSeq names its product mucin-2-like. The coding region runs from base 148 to 6912 and encodes 2254 amino acids. Lineage: Eukaryota; Metazoa; Arthropoda; Branchiopoda; Diplostraca; Daphniidae. The transcript is spliced from 5 exons. The record is from RefSeq and is a predicted model, not a curated record. Gene Ontology annotation, cellular component: extracellular region. Gene Ontology annotation, molecular function: chitin binding.
GGUUCAUCCUCAGACAUCUUCCCGCACCCGCUGCCAUCCAGUCCCCACAGUUUUUGUUUUGCUCAUCUCCCGCUCUAAAGAAGAUAGAUUUUUCAGAAAAUAAUUUCUUCAUUUCACAUAUUGUGGGCAUACCUGACAUCCAGCAAAAUGAUAGCCAGGCCCUUGCCGUCACGGCUGAUGGGAUGUCUCGUCUUCAUGAUGGCGCUUUCCCUUUCCUGCAGGGUCACCCACGCAGAUAGAAUUCUGAGCCGCCAUACUCGGGCCAUGAUGAUUGACAUGAGGGGCUUUCCAGACACGGAACCUUUCGUCUGCAAGGGCGCCGGUUUCCAACGGAACGAGACCGACUGCACUCAGUUCUUCAGAUGCGUCGAUUUCAACAACAAUGGGAAGCACACCAUUUUCCGCUUCAUGUGCGGACCGAUGGCCGUUUUCGACGAGAGUCGGUCACUGUGUACCGGCCCGGAGCUAUCGGUCCCUCCGUGCCCCAAAGACCAACUGGACGCUUUCUUCGUUAGCAUGAAGCCGAUGGACUCUGGUGUACCUGCACCCCCUGCACCACCGUCCCCACCGUCGCCGCCUCCCACCUUACCUACCACGAAACCCCCAGUUGUUAUAUCAACACUUUCCCCUGCCACUGGACCCCCCAUUCCAGUAACCCCGGCUCCGGCUCCGGCUCCAGUCCCUGCUCCCGCUCCAGCCCCAGCCCCAGCCCCAGCUCCAGCCCCUGCUCCAGCCCCUGCUCCAGCUCCGGCUCCAGCUCCAGUCCCUGCUCCCGCUCCAGCCCCAGCCCCAGCCCCAGCUCCAGCCCCAGCUCCAGCCCCAGCUCCAACGCCAACCCCAACGCAACCUGAUCUUCCCCCAAUCGUGGUGAUAAGUUCAACUGAAGCCCCUGUAACCGUGCCAGAAGCCCCCGUUACCCCAACUUCCCCACCAGUGGUGGUAACAAUCCCAGUAAUUACGACGCCUGCAGUUACAUCACCGGUUGUUACCACUGCCCCAGAGAUCAUUACAACCACGAGUCCAGCACCUGUUGUAACAGUACCCGUAGUCACUGCGCCACCUGUAACAGUGCCUGUGGUCACUACACCACCUUUUACAGUGCCUCCAGUCACUACACCUCCCGUAACAGUACCUGCAGUCACUACCCCGCCCGUAACAGUACCCGUGGUCACUAGCGCGCCCAUAACAGUACCCCCUGUUACUAAUCCUCCACCUACUCUGGCCCCUGUCACUACCCCUGCACCUGUCACGGUCCCACCGGCUACUGCAGCCCCACCUACGCCAUCAUCGACGACGGUAGUCGUCACAGAGCCAACUCCUACAACUACACCUGAAACGGUAGGCGAAGGGUCUUCAAUUGCAUCGUUAAUAGACGUCACUUCACCUGAAACUCCCGCCACCACAACGACGCCCUCGACGACCACCACUACAACGACGACAUCGACUACCAUCACUCCGAGUACCGUGGUCAUUCCCGCCCCAACUGAUGACAUCAAGGGUUUCAUCACCAUCGGCGAUAAAGAAGUGACACAGAUCCAACAGCUGAUUUCGACCAUCACCGUUGUUCCAGGCGUCACUUGGGCAGUGACAAGUCAAGGCGAUGGUUCCAAAAUCGUCAUCAAAGAGGACGGCUCGAGCGAGACGACCUUCUCCGUCAUUCCACCCGGUUCGUUCCUGAUGAUCAACACCACCCAACCAGGUGGAUCGUGGACCAACAUCGCCAACGGGUUGUUCACCACCAACACGACCACCACGUCCUUCCCACCUGGAACAACGUUCUCCAUCGUUAAAGUUAGUCCUACAGGUCAAGUAAUCAGCUGGCAAACUAUUCUCACCACGACAUCCACCAGCACGUUGAGCGUUCCAACCAACAGCUUCGUCGGUUCGGUUCAAUUCGUCAAUCAGAAGGUCGUUACCAUCGCGGGAUGGACGUUCACCACGACGUACUUCACCACGGGUACAACCGUCAGCUCCUUCGGAGUUCUCCAGCCUUCCACGCCGUCCACUUCGUCUCAGACGACGAUCACAACCACAUCAACUGUCGUCACUGGCGAUCAACAAUUCAUUUCGGGUAUCAUCACUGUUGGAGGACAAGGUGAGCCCUCUGACGGCACCAAAGAAAUCCGUGUGGCUGGAGGAGAUUUGCUGGCCAUCGUUCCACAUGGCGGACAAGGGAUCAUCACUUUGAUCGAAGAAGGUUCAACGAGCAGCACUGAUUUCCCCAUCACUCCAGGAUCCUUCCUUGGCGUCCUGGCUCCUAGUACGGGAGCUGGCAUCGUUACCAACGUCGAUCAAUCCAUUUUCACGUCGAACACGACCACGAUCACCUUCCCAGCUGGCAGCACUGUCUCCAUUCUAAAGGUCGGAGUGGAUGGCAAAUUAGUUCAAGUAUCGUUCGUUCAACUCACUUCAUCGUUCACGUUGUUCACGAAAACGCAAAGCGUUGUUGGUAUGGUUGUUACGACGAGCACUGGAGUUAUCAGCAAUAUUGGAACAGGAAGUUUCAGCACACAGCCCGUGGCAGGAUUAUCGAAACCCAUCUAUUUCGGUAUCGUCAACAUACAUCCGAAACCGGACGUAACCCAAGUGGAAUCGUUGUCGGGCAUUAUUCAGAUCGGCGAUACGACGUUCUUGCGUCCGCAGGAAUCUGUCACGAACGUGCAGACAAUCAAAAUUCUUCCAGGCACGACGAGCGCCAUUCUCGUUUUGGGCGAGAUCAAAGUGACGGAGGAAGAUGGCACUUCGAUCAAACAGACUGCAAUCUCCAUUCCAUCUGGCGGAAUUCUUGGCAUCGUCACGCAGACCAACGGCGGCGAAAUUACUGGAAUUUCAAACGGCUACUUCACGACGACCACGACGCAGAUCGUGUUCCCAUUCGGCACGCGGUUCGGUAUCGUCAUCAUCUUGCCCGACGGUACAAUGAGCCUCCAACAGCCGAUUGAUACCACAAUCAAAACGACCAUCACCGUUCCAGUUGGAAGCGUUUUCGGCGUGUUGACGCUCUCUAGCCAAGGUGUGGUGACUGGAAUCGGCGCUGCUUCCUUCUCGACUCAGUACUUGCUUCUGACCGAUUCGAACACCCCUAAUGUUCCAGCAAUGCUGGGCAAUUUUGGCGUCGUUUACUUUAGCGAACAGUUCACGCUAUCGCAAUCGACCGUCAUUAAUUCAGCUUCUGUUUUACAACAACUCCAGACGAUCUCCGUGAUCGUUCAACUUGGGGUCAAGGAUUCUUUUAAUGCAAUCUCUUCGCUGUCUGUUCCAUCGGGCUCAUCUUUCGCAAUUAUUCCUAGUACAAGUCAGGGAGUCGUGACGGUAACUGAAGGAGGAGCUACAUCGACCUUCACAGUUUUACCUGGCCAGUUGUUCACCAUCUUCAACGUUCAAGAUGCAACGGUAACUAACAUUGGCGAUCGCUUCUUUACAACCUCCACGACGACAUUCUCUUUCGGACCUGGAAGUCAAUACGGAAUCAUUAAAAUCGGUUUGGAAGGGCAAAUUAUUUUAACUGAAUUCACCCGAACGGCCCAAAGCGUCAUCACGAUCGUUGUUAGUCCAGGCAGCACAGUCGGUACGAUCCAGCAGACCACUGAUAGCAAAAACAUCAUUACCAGCAUCGGUGGAGCUCCGUUUGCAAUUAAAAUUAUGAACACAGUAAAUCCAUUUGUUUCAAGCGAAUUUACCUCGUACGCAGCAGUUAUUGACAUAGGUGACGCCACAACAAUUGUUCCAUCCGCACCAGUCACUCAGGUCCCAACCGCGGUACCUUCUGAACCCAUCACACCUGAAACUAGCACUAGCUUGCCAACAGCGACCAUUGCUCCCAUUCCGGCUGUUGAUGACAUUAAAGGUUUCCUGACGAUUGGCGAAAAAGAAAUCAUUCAAAAUACACAACAAGUGACGCCAUCUAUCGACGUACCUUCCGGCAGCACGUGGGGAGUAGUUAGCCAAGGAACUGGUUCUCAGAUUGUAAUCAGAGAACAAGGCUCCACCGAGACUACGGUGUCUGUUCCAGCAGGCGCAAUCUUGGUCAUCAAUACCACCCAAUCCGGUGGAGUGUGGACCAACGUUGCCAACGGCUUAUUCACGACGAGCUCGACCACGACGUCCUUCCCACCUGGAACGACAUUUUCGAUUGUUAAAGUAGGAGCAACUGGCCAAAUCAUCAGCACGCAAACAAUUCUUACCACUACAGCGACGUGUUCGAUAACUGUGCCCACCAACACCUUCGUCGGGUCAGUUCAAUUUUUCAAUCAGCGAGUUGUUACCAUCGGAGGGUGGACUUUCACCACGUCCUACUUCACCACGGGUACAACCACCAGCUCGUUCGGAGUCCUCCAACCAUCCACUACGACCACGACGACUAAUUCUCAAACAGUUAUCACAACCACGUCGACGGUCAUUACUGGAGAUCAGCAAUUUGUUUCGGGAUUCAUUACUGUAGGUGCACCGGCCGAGUCUUCGCAACCAACAGAGGAUCUGACCGUUCCUGGAGGCAAUGUUUUAGCUAUUAUACCGCAAGGUGGAAACGGAAUUAUCACAGUUAUUGGAGAAAAUCAACAAGAAUUCACAAUCACACCUGGAACUUUCCUCGGCGUCCUUACUCCCAGCAAUGGAGUGGGUACUGUCACGAAUGUCGUCAAACCCAUGUUUACAACCUCAUCAACGACCAUCACAUUCCCGGCUGGCAGCUCCGUUUCCGUUUUCAGGGUUGGAAUCGAUGGCAAACUUGUCCAAAUUUCAGUUGUUCAAUUCACGACUACGUUCACCAUCGUAACUAGCUCGCAGAGCUUCGUAGGACUCGUUGGCACGACGAGCUCAGGAACAUUGCAAACCAUUGGAACUGGAACUUUCAGUACGCAAACACUUACAGGAUCAACUGCUUCAGUUGUUUUUGGAGUUUUAAAUCUGAACUCUGUCGAAACUUCCCAAGUCGAGUCUUUGUUUGGAUUUCUCCAGGUCGGAGAUGCCACAUUCCUGAGCCGGCAAGAAUCAGCUGUUGCAGCGCAGACUGUAUCGAUCCCUGCGGAUUCGACGAGUGCCAUAAUGGCAUCCGGAGACAUCAAAGUAACUGAAGAAAGCGAAACGUCUUCCAGGCAAACGACGUUCUCACUCACGUCUGGAGGCAUUUUCAGUAUGGUAUCUACAACAGGAGGACAAAUUAGCGGAAUCUCUAACGGCUACUUCACAACCAGUCAAACCACAAUCACCUUCCCAUCGGGAGCCACACUUGGCAUCAUGAUGAUACGACCGGAUGGAACGAUGAUCGUGCAGAAUCCCAUUGUCACCAUAGAUAAAACAACCAUCACCGUUCCCUUAGGUAGCAUUUACGGCUUGAUUGUCCUGUCCGCUCAGAAUGUCGUGACUGGAAUCGGGGCGGCCUCCUUCACCACUGAAAACUUGUUGGUGAGCGACUCCACUGGCCCCGACGUGCCUGCUGUAUUGGGCAAUUUCGGCGUGAUGUACUUCCGCGAGCGAUUCCAACUGUCUCAGUCGAUCGUCAUUAGCUCGGCCCAGUUUUCUGCUCAGCUCCAGACGAUUUCGGCCAUCAUCCAACUGGGCGUCAAAGAUCAAUUCGCAUCCGUGCUCGACUUGGCGGUACCAGCAGCUAGCUCCGUUGGUAUCAUACCUUACAAAGAACAACGCGUUGUGACGGUGAAUGAAGGAGGGUCAACAUCAACUUUCACCAUAUUACCUGGGCAGAUGUUUGCUCUACUGAACGCCCAGGGAGCGAUUGUGUCCAACAUUGGCGAUGGAUUCUUCACGACGACGACGACUGCCAUGUCGUUUGGAGCUGGAACGAUCUACGGAGUUGUUAAAAUCGGCUCAGACGGUUUAAUGAUUUCGACGGAAUUCACACGUACCUCACAGGCUAGUUUCACUGUCAGUGUGACAUCUGGAAGCACAGUGGGUAUCCUUCAAUUUGAAUCGGAAAGUCGUCGUGUCAUCAUCAGCAUCGGAGGCGCUUCUUUCAUCACUAGAACUCUGACAUCUAUCAGCUCUUCCAGCUCAGUGGGUUCUGUAGGAUUACUGGACAUCGCGGGAUCUGCCACAGCUUUAAUUACAACCACAUCCAAACCGACCAUCACGACCCCGCAGCCUCCUGUCGCAGGUUUUGCCAUCGACUGCGCACUCAACCAACUCCAUCAAUUCCCACUCGAUUGCUCUCGAUUCUACCAGUGUUACGGAGAAGGUGAAGAUCGCACUGUUUACAUCUUCCCUUGCGCUCCAGGGCUCGUCUUUGACGAAGCCACGUCUCAGUGCUUGACCCCGUCUGAAGGUGCGUGCGAUGAUAUCACGUCCAUCACCGAUCCAGCAAGCUCUUCCGAAGGCGUUGGUGGCUUUUUCCAAAUCAAUUGCUCGGGCGAACUCUAUCGCUAUCCCUUGAACUGUAAUAAUUUCUAUCAAUGUUUUAAAACUGACAAUGGCCAAGAAACCAUUUACGUCUAUUCCUGCGCCACUGGGUUGGUCUUUGAUGAGGAAUCCAGGACAUGCCGCUUGCCCAGCGAAGCUUCCUCGUGUUCGGUUAACAGCAAACUCUUCAGAUCGCCAUCGAUUCUCUUCCAGCUGAGGCAGAAAAUCGAUGUCGUAUCGCUCAUUCCUUCUUCGAGAAUUCUGGUCGAGCAAAAGAGCCUUUCGGGCAGUUCCAGCGUCUCGGAGGUUUCUUUUAGCCAACCGCAUCAGACGGGAAGAGGAUCCACCAAACGGAAAAUGGGAUACACUGAAGAGACGCAGCAAAAGGUUGAACAGCGUCGAAUCCAUACGGAGCUCCGCCAAGGCAAAGAAUCCAAAUCCACAGUGGCCGUUACAGGUAAUUUUAGGCCGAGGCUGUUCGACUCCAGUGUUUACGGCGUCCGCAUUAGUCCUCUUUCCAAAAGCCUGUUCGGUCAAAGCAAGCCAAAUGAAAACAAAUAAGAAUUAGAUGAUGCAAUUUUUGAAAAAAAAUAUAUGGUGAAAGUUAAAAAAAAAAAAUGCAAUAUAUUUUACAUAGUCUGGCAAAUUUCAGUACCAGUUUUAAAAUCAAAAAGAAAAAAGGAAAAAAAAAGGAAGGGAAUACUUUCUGUGCAUUUCGGUAAGUUUUGUCUAUAAUGCGAAUUGUGAACUCAUGGCCAUAGAGAUUGUCCCGAUUGUUUUGUCGUGAAAUGAUAAUCUGGAAAUACAAUUCACCGUCACGA